This is a messenger RNA of Rattus rattus (black rat), 6883 nucleotides long. RefSeq names its product cytoskeleton associated protein 5 (gene Ckap5). The record is from RefSeq and is a predicted model, not a curated record. Bases 305 to 6427 code for a protein of 2040 amino acids. Gene Ontology annotation, molecular function: microtubule plus end polymerase activity; microtubule plus-end binding. Gene Ontology annotation, biological process: mitotic spindle organization; establishment or maintenance of microtubule cytoskeleton polarity; centrosome duplication. Gene Ontology annotation, cellular component: centrosome; kinetochore; spindle pole. NCBI's taxonomy places the organism in Eukaryota, Metazoa, Chordata, Mammalia, Rodentia, Muridae. The transcript has 46 exons.
CUCUUUAUUAACCAAUCAAAGGUGAUUGAAAACAAUUUACACAACACUGAGACAGGAGAUGCUUGACCAAUGCCAACAUUCAGACUGCAGUCCGAUCUCUGGGCUCAGUAAUCAGCAUCUGAAUAAACUUACCUCAAAAGCUGGAAACCUCAAGUUGCUGGUAAGAAAAGUAACUUGAUUUGACUAUUCACAUCUGCAAUCUGAAAGAGUGGACCUGCAUUGGUGGUAGCACACACCUUUAUUCCUAGCACUCGGGAGGCAGAGGCAGGAGUACUUUUAACUCUAAGAGAAAACUAGAAGCACAAUGGGAGAUGAUAGUGAGUGGUUGAAACUACCAGUUGAUCAGAAAUGCGAACACAAGCUGUGGAAAGCAAGAUUAAGUGGGUACGAAGAGGCCCUGAAGAUCUUCCAGAAAAUAAAGGAUGAAAAGAGUCCAGAAUGGUCCAAAUACUUAGGAUUAAUCAAAAAAUUUGUCACAGAUUCCAACGCAGUAGUUCAAUUGAAAGGACUAGAAGCUGCACUUGUCUAUGUUGAAAAUGCUCAUGUUGCAGGAAAAACAACAGGUGAAGUUGUAUCGGGUGUCGUAAGUAAAGUCUUCAACCAACCUAAAGCCAAAGCCAAGGAGCUAGGCAUAGAGAUUUGCCUCAUGUACGUAGAGAUUGAGAAAGGAGAGUCUGUACAAGAAGAGCUCCUGAAAGGCCUGGAUAAUAAGAACCCCAAGAUCAUAGUGGCCUGUAUAGAAACACUGAGGAAAGCCUUAAGUGAAUUUGGUUCCAAAAUCAUCUUACUAAAACCAAUUAUUAAAGUGUUGCCAAAACUAUUUGAAUCUCGAGACAAGGCUGUUCGGGAUGAAGCCAAACUAUUUGCUAUAGAGAUUUAUCGAUGGAAUCGAGAUGCUGUGAAACACACAUUACAAAAUAUAAAUUCUGUCCAGUUGAAAGAAUUAGAAGAAGAGUGGGUCAAGCUGCCAACAGGUGCUCCUAAGCCAAGUCGGUUUCUGCGUUCCCAACAAGAACUAGAAGCUAAACUGGAACAGCAACAGUCAGCGGGUGGAGAUGCAGAAGGGGGUGGUGAUGAUGGUGAUGAGGUACCACAGAUAGAUGCUUAUGAGCUUUUGGAAGCAGUAGAGAUCCUUUCCAAACUUCCCAAAGACUUUUAUGACAAAAUUGAGGCAAAAAAAUGGCAAGAGAGGAAAGAAGCUCUGGAGGCUGUAGAAGGGCUGGUGAGAAGCCCCAGACUGGAAGCCGGCGACUACGCAGAGUUAGUCAAGGCACUGAAGAAGGUUGUUGGAAAGGACACCAAUGUCAUGUUGGUAGCUUUGGCAGCAAAAUGUCUUACUGGCUUAGCUGUUGGACUAAGGAAGAAAUUUGGACAAUAUGCAGGACAUGUUGUGCCAACAAUUUUGGAAAAAUUCAAAGAAAAGAAGCCUCAAGUAGUGCAAGCCCUUCAGGAGGCCAUUGAUGCCAUCUUCCUCACUACCACACUACAGAACAUCAGUGAGGAUGUUUUAGCAGUAAUGGAUAAUAAAAACCCCACCAUCAAGCAGCAGACAUCACUUUUUAUUGCAAGAAGCUUUCGUCACUGCACUUCCUCUACAUUGCCGAAGAGUCUACUAAAGCCCUUUUGUGCUGCUCUCCUUAAGCACAUCAAUGAUUCUGCUCCUGAAGUCAGAGAUGCUGCGUUUGAAGCACUGGGUACUGCUUUGAAAGUGGUUGGUGAGAAAACAGUAAAUCCAUUUUUAGCUGAUGUUGACAAACUGAAACUUGAUAAGAUCAAAGAGUGUUCAGAAAAAGUAGAACUGGUUCAUGGUAAAAAAUCUGGACUUGCAGCUGAAAAGAAGGAAUCUAAGCCUCUACCUGGAAGGGCUGCUGCAUCAGGGGCUGCAGGGGACAAAGACACAAAGGAUGUUUCGGGACCCAAACCAGGACCGUUAAAAAAAGCACCUGCUACUAAGGCUGGUGGACCACCUAAGAAAGGCAAAACAACUGCACCAGGUGGUUCAGCAAGUUCUGGAACAAAGAAUAAGAAAGGAUUGGAGACCAAAGAAAUAGCGGAGCCAGAACUCUCGAUUGAAGUAUGUGAAGAAAAAGCUUCAGCCGUUCUUCCUCCCACCUGUAUUCAACUUCUAGAUAGUAGCAACUGGAAGGAAAGGCUGGCCUGUAUGGAAGAGUUCCAAAAGGCUGUUGAACUAAUGGAGCGAAGUGAAAUGCCUUGCCAGGCAUUGGUGAAGAUGCUCGCAAAAAAACCUGGAUGGAAAGAAACUAAUUUUCAGGUCAUGCAGAUGAAGCUUCACAUUGUUGCCUUGAUUGCCCAGAAGGGAAAUUUUUCUAAAACUUCUGCUCAGAUUGUAUUAGAUGGCCUUGUAGACAAGAUUGGAGAUGUGAAAUGUGGGAACAAUGCAAAAGAAGCUAUGACAGCGAUAGCUGAAGCAUGCAUGUUGCCCUGGACAGCUGAACAGGUGAUGUCAAUGGCCUUCUCACAAAAGAAUCCCAAGAAUCAGUCAGAAACUCUAAACUGGCUAUCAAAUGCAAUAAAAGAAUUUGGAUUUUCUGAAUUGAAUGUCAAAGCUUUCAUUAGCAAUGUGAAGACUGCCCUUGCUGCAACAAAUCCAGCUGUGAGGACUUCUGCCAUCACCCUGCUUGGUGUGAUGUAUCUGUAUGUCGGUCCUUCUUUGAGAAUGAUUUUUGAGGAUGAGAAGCCUGCUCUCCUAUCCCAGAUAGAUGCAGAAUUUCAAAAGAUGCAGGGACAAAGCCCACCUGCUCCAACCAGAGGAAUUUCUAAGCACAGCACAAGUGGUACGGAUGAAGGAGAUGAUGGAGAUGAACCGGGUGAUGGGAGUAAUGAUGUUGUUGAUCUUUUGCCAAGAGUUGAGAUCAGUGACAAAAUUACUUCAGAGUUGGUGUCUAAGAUUGGUGACAAGAAUUGGAAGAUCAGGAAAGAAGGCCUAGAUGAAGUGGCAGGUAUUAUCAAUGAAGCAAAAUUUAUCCAACCAAAUAUAGGUGAACUUCCAACUGCCUUGAAGGGUCGACUGAAUGAUUCAAACAAAAUCUUGGUGCAGCAAACCUUGAAUAUCCUUCAGCAACUGGCAGUAGCCAUGGGUCCAAACGUCAAGCAGCAUGUAAAGAACUUAGGCAUCCCUAUCCUUACUGUUCUUGGAGAUAGCAAGAACAAUGUUCGAGCUGCUGCCCUAGCGACUGUGAAUGCUUGGGCAGAACAAACUGGCAUGAAAGAAUGGCUGGAGGGAGAAGAUCUUUCUGAAGAACUUAAAAAAGAAAAUCCUUUCUUGAGGCAAGAGCUUCUGGGAUGGCUGGCAGAGAAACUGCCUAUGCUUCGCUCCACUCCCACAGAUCUUAUCCUUUGUGUUCCUCAUCUGUAUUCCUGUCUAGAAGACCGAAAUGGAGAUGUACGGAAGAAGGCACAAGAUGCUUUGCCGUUCUUUAUGAUGCAUUUAGGAUAUGAAAAGAUGGCUAAAGCUACUGGGAAGCUAAAGCCAACUUCUAAAGAUCAAGUACUGGCCAUGCUAGAAAAGGCCAAAGCUAACAUGCCAUCCAAGCCAGCUGCACCUUCUAAGGCAGUGUCCAAACCAAUGGGAGGCUCAGCUCCAGCCAAAACCCAGCCUGUACCAGCACCUGUUGAAGAUUCUGUUUCCAACACCAUGGAAGCUAAGCCUGAUCCAAAAAAGGCUAAAGCUCCGGGAGUUUCCUCCAAAGCAAAGAGUGCACAAGGGAAGAAAGUGCCAAGCAAAACCACCUUAAAGGAAGAUGAUGAUAAAUCUGGGCCUAUUUUCAUUGUUGUUCCAAAUGGAAAGGAACAAAGGAUGCGAGAUGAGAAAGGAUUGAAGGUGCUAAAGUGGAAUUUUACUACCCCACGUGACGAAUAUAUUGAACAGCUGAAGACUCAGAUGUCUAGCUGUGUGGCUAAAUGGUUACAAGAUGAAAUGUUUCAUGCAGAUUUUCAGCAUCACAAUAAAGCCCUGGCUGUUAUGGUUGAUCACUUGGAAAGUGAAAAAGACGGUGUCAUCAGCUGCUUAGAUCUUAUCUUAAAAUGGCUUACCCUCCGGUUUUUCGACACCAAUACAAGUGUCCUAAUGAAAGCACUGGAAUAUUUAAAAUUGCUCUUCACCCUGCUGAGUGACGAAGAGUAUCAUCUCACUGAGAAUGAAGCAUCCUCCUUUAUCCCCUAUCUCAUCCUCAAGGUUGGAGAACCAAAGGAUGUCAUUCGUAAAGAUGUCCGUGCUAUCCUGAACCGGAUGUGCCUUGUCUACCCAGCCAGCAAAAUGUUCCCCUUCAUCAUGGAAGGAACUAAGUCCAAAAACUCUAAGCAGAGAGCAGAGUGCCUGGAAGAGCUAGGUUGCUUAAUUGAGUCCUAUGGUAUGAAUGUUUGUCAGCCAACCCCAGGAAAAGCCUUAAAGGAGAUAGCUAUUCACAUAGGAGACCGAGACAAUGCUGUACGGAAUGCUGCCCUCAACACCAUUGUAACAGUGUACAAUGUGCAUGGAGAUCAGGUGUUCAAACUGAUUGGAAAUCUUUCUGAGAAGGACAUGAGCAUGCUUGAGGAGAGGAUAAAGCGGUCAGCAAAGAGACCUUCUGCUGCACCUGUGAAACAGGUGGAAGAGAAACCUCAGCGCACACAGAAUAUAAACUCUAAUGCCAACAUGCUACGCAAGGGACCAGCUGAGGACAUGUCCUCCAAACUUAAAAUUAUGUAUCGCACUUAUAGGAUUCAAGCUCGAAGCAUGAGUGGGCAUCCUGAAGCAGCUCAGAUGGUUCGCCGAGAAUUCCAGCUGGAUUUAGAUGAGAUUGAAAAUGAUAAUGGUACAGUCCGAUGUGAAAUGCCAGAGCUUGUCCAGCACAAACUUGAUGACAUUUUUGAGCCUGUCCUUAUUCCUGAACCUAAGAUCCGGGCUGUUUCUCCACAUUUUGAUGACAUGCACAGUAAUACAGCAUCCACAAUCAAUUUCAUUAUCUCCCAAGUAGCCAGUGGUGACAUCAGCACAAGUAUCCAAGCUCUGACACAGAUUGAUGAGGUCCUGAGGCAGGAAGAUAAAGCUGAAGCUAUGUCUGGCCACAUUGAUCAGUUUCUGAUAGCAACCUUCAUGCAGCUAAGACUCAUCUACAGCACGCACAUGGCAGAUGAGAAGUUGGACAAGGAUGAAAUCAUCAAGUUGUAUAGCUGUAUCAUUGGCAACAUGAUUUCGCUAUUUCAGAUAGAAAGCCUGGCCCGGGAGGCCUCCACUGGAGUGCUGAAAGACCUGAUGCAUGGCCUAAUCACCUUAAUGCUGGAUUCUCGGAUUGAAGAUCUGGAGGAAGGACAACAGGUGAUUCGUUCUGUGAACCUCUUGGUGGUGAAGGUUUUGGAGAAAUCAGACCAGACCAAUAUCCUCAGUGCCCUGCUUGUUUUACUUCAGGACAGCUUGCUAGCCACAGCUAGUUCUCCCAAAUUCUCAGAGCUUGUUAUGAAGUGUCUAUGGAGAAUGGUUCGACUAUUGCCUGACACCAUCAACAGCAUUAACCUAGACCGAAUUCUUCUGGACAUCCACAUUUUCAUGAAGGUCUUUCCCAAAGAGAAAUUGAAGCAAUGCAAAAGUGAAUUUCCUAUAAGGACUCUAAAGACCCUUCUCCAUACUUUAUGCAAAUUAAAAGGACCUAAGAUCCUAGACCACCUUACAAUGAUUGAUAAUAAGAAUGAGUCAGAACUGGAGGCCCACCUGUGCCGGAUGAUGAAGCACAGUAUGGACCAGACUGGGAGCAAGUCUGAUAAGGAAACAGAAAAGGGAGCUUCCCGGAUAGAUGAAAAAUCAUCAAAGGCCAAAGUAAAUGAUUUCUUAGCUGAGAUUUUUAAGAAGAUUGGCUCUAAAGAGAACACUAAGGAGGGCCUAGCAGAGUUAUAUGAAUAUAAGAAGAAAUAUUCAGAUACUGACAUUGAACCAUUUCUGAAAAAUUCCUCACAGUUCUUUCAGAGUUAUGUUGAGAGAGGCCUUCGGGUGAUUGAGAUGGAGAGGGAAAGCAAAGGCCGCAUUCCCACUUCAGCAGGCAUUUCCCCUCAGAUGGAGGUCACAUGUGUGCCCACCCCCACAAGCACAGUGUCCUCUCUAGGUAACACAAAUGGAGAAGAAGUGGGGCCAUCUGUCUACCUGGAAAGGCUAAAAAUUCUCCGGCAGCGGUGUGGUCUUGACAACACAAAGCAAGAUGACCGGCCUCCACUGACCUCUUUGCUCUCCAAACCAGCAAUUCCUCCAGUCGCCUCUUCCACAGACAUGCUCCACAGCAAGCUCUCACAGCUCCGGGAGUCCCGGGAGCAGCACCAGCACUCAGACCUGGAUUCCAACCAGACCCACUCUGCAGGAACCAUGACCUCCUCCUCCUCCACAGCUAACAUCGAUGACUUGAAAAAGAGACUGGAGAGAAUAAAGAGCAGUCGCAAAUGAAGCUGCCCAUCCCUCAGCACUCUGCAGCGUUAGUUUACUAAUCUAGAAGUCCUAUAGUGUGAAGCGGCCACUGCAGGCCUCAUUGUACACAAACUGGUUGUAUGGAUCAGACUGCAGAUGGGGAAGAGCAGUGGCAGCUCAAAUGUGCACAUGCUCUGCUUCUGGAAGACUGACUGUGGGUUAGGUUAGUGUACAGACUUCUAAACAGCUGCUCCCUCAGCUCAGAGUAGGUUCCAUAUCUUUUUUUGUUUUGUUUUAAUGGCUCAUUUGUAAAAUUGUCCUAAUUUUUCCUAGCUUUCAGCCAUUAGAAACUCUUUUAAUAGUUCCUUUUGAGUUGUGAGCUCUUCUUCUGUAGCCCUGAAGGGACACUGUAUUCUGUAUGAAUGCAUGGCAUGAGACAACUAAUUUAAGAGUCUUUUAUAAAUAAAGUUUGCAUUAACUAUACCCAUUUCCCAA